This is a messenger RNA of Danio aesculapii, 1237 nucleotides long. It is a transcript of the gene rae1, whose product is annotated as ribonucleic acid export 1. The record is from RefSeq and is a predicted model, not a curated record. Gene Ontology annotation, cellular component: nuclear pore. Gene Ontology annotation, biological process: RNA export from nucleus; transcription-dependent tethering of RNA polymerase II gene DNA at nuclear periphery. Gene Ontology annotation, molecular function: ubiquitin binding; RNA binding. NCBI's taxonomy places the organism in Eukaryota, Metazoa, Chordata, Actinopteri, Cypriniformes, Danionidae.
CCGACCGUGACGUCAUUAAAAUACGUCUUCGCUAACUAAGCGACGGAAGUGCAUACUUUUUUUUUUUUACCAGAGUAUCGUUUCCUGAAGCGGGAACCAGUUUUAUGGGAAUAAUCAAACAUUUGCACGGCUGUUACCUGAUUAGACUGAAAUGAGUUUAUUUGGGACAAACGCGGGCUUUGGGUCUGGAGGGACCGGUGUAUUUGGCAGUACCACCACAGACAGCCAUAAUCCAAUGAAGGAUGUUGAAGUAACUUCGCCACCCGAUGAUAGCAUAAGCUGCUUGGCAUUCAGUCCUCCUACGAUGCCUGGGAACUUUCUCAUCGGAGGCUCGUGGGCCAAUGACGUGCGUUGCUGGGAAGUGCAAGAUAACGGUCAGACUGUACCUAAAGCCCAACAGAUGCACACUGGCCCAGUACUGGAUGUGUGCUGGAGUGAUGAUGGUAGUAAAGUCUUUACCGCUUCAUGUGAUAAAACUGCCAAGAUGUGGGAUCUGAACAGCAAUCAGGCCAUUCAGAUAGCUCAACAUGAAGGUCUCAGGACAAUUCACUGGAUUAAAGCACCAAACUACAGCUGUGUAUAUCCCAUGGCUGUUGUUAGCCACUGCAGAACGGGUCUUAUUGUUUAUCAGUGAAAUCAGCCUUCAGAGUUUCGACGUAUAGAGUCACCCCUUAAGCAUCAGCACCGCUGUGUGGCUAUCUUUAAGGACAAAAGAGGUAAGCCUACUGGUUUUGCUGGCAGCAUUGAGGGACGAGUUGCCAUUCAUUAUAACCCACCUAACCCAGCCAAGGACAUUCACCUUUAAGGCCACAGGUCCAAUGGAACCAAUACUGCCACACAACCCCAAGAUAUCUAUGCCGUGAAUGCUAUCUCCUUUCACCCUGUCCAUGGCACACUGGCGACAGUAGGCUCUGAUGGGCGCUUCAGUUUCUGGGAUAAAGAUGCCCGUACUAAGCUGAAGACCUCUGAACAAUUAGAUCAACCAAUAACAGCUUGUUGCUUUAAUCACAAUGGGAAUAUUUUUGCUUAUGCUUCAAGCUAUGACUGGUCCAAGGGACAUGAAUAUUACAAUCCCCAGAAAAAGAUAUACAUCUUUUUGGCGAAUGCAGCUGAGGAACUGAACCACGGAACAAGAAUGGUGAGAGUUGGAUAUCCAUUAUUGUGGAGACUGUGUCUUUCAUCGAGCAGGGCAGGGGCAUGUGUGCUGCCUAACUUGCUCUGACUUUCCGUUCGUGUG